This is a messenger RNA of Lactuca virosa, 1515 nucleotides long. Lineage: Eukaryota; Viridiplantae; Streptophyta; Magnoliopsida; Asterales; Asteraceae. The record is from the annotation of a GenBank genome assembly.
AUGUUUUAUUACCUCCUUCCCUUUUUCUCCUUCCUUCCUCUUCUUCUUCUCUCCAGAUUCCUUCUAGUAACAACACCCAGAAAUCACCAUCACCAAAACCUUCCUCCAACCCCGCUUUCUUUCCCUGUAAUCGGCCAUUUUCAUCUAAUCAAAGACCCAAUUCAUCGAGUUUUGCAGACACUUAGUCUGAAAUACGGCCCUGUUUUCACUCUCCUAUUUGGAUCCCGCCCUGUUCUUGUUAUAUCCUCACCAUCCGCAGUUGAAGAAUGCUUUUCCCAAAACAAUGUUUCAGAAAACAGAUCAUGUCUGGAGAAGAACAUGAAACACGAUUACACCUCCGUGAUCCCAGCCCCAUAUGGACCCUUUUGGAGGAAACUCCGCCGCAUCACCACCAUCGAACUCUUCUCAAUUACCCGACUCGCCACUCAUUCAGAUGUCAGACAAGAUGAAAUCCGAUCACUGAUCAAGACUCUACUCCUGGAAAUUGUUCAUGAUAACUUCACACGAGUGGGAUUGAGGUCAAGAGUGCAAGAUAUGUCGUUUAACAUCAUCAUGAGGAUUGUUUCUGGAAAACGGAGCUUUGAUCCUGAAAUACAUGAUUUGAAGGAGGCUCUUAACUUUCGCGACAUGAUAACUGGGAUCUCCAAAGCUCCUCGGGUGCCUUUUCGAACAGAUCUUUUGCCAUUCUUGAAGUGGAUCGAUUUCCAGGGUAUGAAGAGGACGUUAUUGAGAUUAAAGGUGAAAAAAGAUGCAUCCUCUGAAGAUUUGUUGGAUAAAUAUUGGAAGAAAGAUGGGGUUUCUAACAAGCAAAUGAUUGAUGCGAUGCUUUCUUUGCAAGAAGCACAACCUGAAAAUUACUCCGAUCAGAUAGUUAAAGGAAUUUUGUUGACACUAUUACUUGUUGGUACGGAUAGUUCAGCAUGGACAAUAGAAUGGGCGAUGUCACUUCUCUUAAAUCACCCCGAUGUUCUGCAAAGAGCUAGAGAAGAGGUCGAUGAACAUGUAGGACACAAACAUUUGAUAGAGGAAAAGGACCUCUAUAAGCUACGAUACCUACAAAACAUAGUCAAUGAGACACUCAGAUUAUUCCCCACAACACCACUCUUCGUGCCACACGAGUCAUCAAAAGAUUGCACCAUUGGAGGAUACAAUAUACCACAUGGAAUGAUGUUAUUGGUAAACACUUGGGCUAUCCAUAGGGACCCAAAGGUAUGGGAGGAGCCUACAAGUUUUAAACCAGAAAGGUUCGAAAAAUCAGUUGGUGAUGGAUAUAACUAUAUACCAUUUGGUAUGGGAAAGAGGCAAUGCCCUGGAGCUGGGCUUGCUAAUAGAGAAAUUGGUGUUGCUUUAGGGUCAUUGAUUCAAUGUUUUGAAUGGGAAAGGGUCAGUAAAAAAUUGGUGGAUUUGUCUGAAGGUAAAGGGUUAACCAUGCCAAAAUAUGAACCAUUAGAGGCCAUGUGUAAAGCUAGAGAAUGUAUGUUUGAUGUCCUAUCAAAAUUACUAGAUGCUUCAUAG